CUCUGAUCCAGCAUCAGCUCAGCUCUUCACUCAAAACCAGGACCAACACGAUGCUCAGCUCCGGACUCAGCAGCACACUGUUGCUGGGAGUGUUUUUACUCAUGACUGCAGGAUUUACCAGAGCUGAACUUUCUUUCCCUUCCACUGUCACUGCCACAUCCACCGGGAGAGUGAUCACCUUUAACAGCGUCAGUGUCCAGCAGCUGAGCUGUGAGAGCGGACUGAUCAUUGUGCAGUCAGUUUUGCACAGGUGUGAAGAUCGACGCACCUGCUCUGCACUUCCCAAUCUGGGCGUCAUCAAGAGAAGCUGUGACCUGAAGGAAGUAUGUCAAAUACAAACAGACAUCAUCUGUGCCUGUAAUUCCAGCAUCUGCAAAUACCUGGACAUCACCUACGGCUGCUUCCCAGCAAACCGCACUGUAGCAUGUGAAGGAUCUCAGGCAAAGCUUCAGUGUGAUGAAGGACAGGUUAUAGUCGUCUACAGGGCUGAUUAUGGACGCCGUGACAUCACCACCUGCUCUGAUGGACGUCCUGACUCUGAGCUCCAAAAUGUUCAGUGUUCGAGUCCCAACAGCACAGAAUAUGUAGUGAACAGCUGUAACUGGCAAAAAAGCUGCACUGUUGCAGCAAAGAGCUCAGUGUUUGGAGAGCCCUGUAAUGGCACCUCCAAGUACCUGGAGGUGGUUUAUGGCUGUCAGGAGCUGGCAGCAUCCUGUUUACUCAUCCCUUCAGUCAAUGUGACUUCCAUUUACAACGUGACCCCCAUAUCCAGAGGGAGAGCAAUCACCUCUGACAGCCUCACUGUUCAUCGCCUGAGCUGUGAGCGUGGAGUGAUUAUUGUGGAGUCGGCUCAGAAUGGCACUCUGGACAUCAUCAGGAAAAGCUGUGACGGCAACAAAGUGUGUGACAUAAAUACAAACAUCACCUCUGAGCCCGGCAUCUGCAAAUUCCUGCACACCACCUACGGCUGCUUCCCAGCAAACCGCACUGUAGCAUGUGAAGGAUCUCAGGCAAAGCUUCAGUGUGAUGAAGGACAGGUUAUAGUCGUCUACAGGGCUGAUUAUGGACGCCGUGACAUCACCACCUGCUCUGAUGGACGUCCUGACUCUCAGCUCCAAAAUGUUCAGUGUUCGAGUCCCAACAGCAGAGAAUAUGUAGUGAACAGCUGUAACUGGCAAAAGAACUGCACUGUUGCAGCAAAGAGCUCAGUGUUUGGAGAGCCCUGUGGUGGCACCUACAAGUACCUGGAGGUGGUUUAUGGCUGUCAGAUCCACAGUGUAACAUGUGAGGGAUCUGUGGCAAACCUGCAGUGUGAUGAAGGACAGGUCAUAGUCGUCUACUGGGCCGAUUUCGGGCGCCGUGAUACGACCACGUGCUCCGACCACCGUCCAAAACAUGAGAUUCAAAACGUCCAGUGCUUGAAUCCCACGACUAAAGUAGCCGACAGCUGUAACGGGAAAAGCAGCUGUGCUAUCGAAGCGAGCUGCUCGGUGUUUGGAGACCCCUGCGUGGGCACCUACAAGUACCUGGAGGUGGCUUACGAUUGUCAGUACCGCACUGUGGCAUGUGAAGGAUCCCAGGUGAACCUUCAGUGUGAAAACGGGCAGGUGAUCACCAUCCACUGGGCUUAUUUCGGACGCCGUGACACGACCACGUGCUCCUACCAACGUCCAGACACUGAGAUUCAAAACGUCCACUGUUUAAAUCCCACGCCUAAAGUGUCGGACAGCUGUAACGGGAAAAGCAGCUGUGCUAUCGAAGCGAGCUGCUCGGUGUUUGGAGACCCCUGCCCGGGCACCUACAAGUACCUGGAGGUGGCUUAUGAUUGUCAGUUCCACAGCAUCACGUGUGAACAUUCUUAUGCAAACCUUCAGUGUGGUGAAGGAAAGGUAAUAGUCGUCCUCUGGGCUGAAUACGGGCGCCGUGAUUCCACCACGUGUUCUUACAAACGUCCUCCCUCUCAGCUCGAAAAUAUCCACUGCUCCAAUCCCACGAGCAAAGUAACCGACAGCUGUAACGGGAGAAACAGCUGUUCUAUCAAAGUAAGGAACUCGGUGUUUGGAGACCCCUGCCCGGGCACCUAUAAGUACCUGGAGGUGGUGUACGACUGUCAGCAUCUGCUGACGGGAGAACAUCCGUGAAAUCAAAACAUGUCUGUGAUUUGAACGCAGUGCUUAUCUAAUCAGUAAUCAAUACAUAUAGCAAAAGUAUGUGGACACCU
Messenger RNA from Archocentrus centrarchus (flier cichlid), 2221 nucleotides. RefSeq lists its product as uncharacterized. The coding region runs from base 51 to 2141 and encodes 696 amino acids. Gene Ontology annotation, molecular function: carbohydrate binding. NCBI's taxonomy places the organism in Eukaryota, Metazoa, Chordata, Actinopteri, Cichliformes, Cichlidae. The record is from RefSeq and is a predicted model, not a curated record. The transcript has 25 exons.